CGAGCGGGCCCGACUAAAACUCACGCGAAGCCAGUGUGUGCUUCCUCCCCAGUUCGCCGGCGAUGGAAGCUGCCGCAGCAAGCUCGCGCCGCCGCCCGGCCCUCCGCCUCCUCUGCCCGAAGAAGUCCCUCCUCUCCUCCACCUCCCCGUCCCUCCGAUGGCUCGUUGGCGCCCCUCGGGUUCUCGAGCCCGUCACCGUCACCGUCGCCCUCCGCUGCCUCCGCUCCCUAUCCGACCAUGGCCCCUUCUCCCCCGAUCUUCCCCACGAAGCAGACCAAAUCCGCGGAUUGCUCGUGAGGGGGUUCGAUAUCGUGGGGGGCCUGCUCGUGGGGAGCGCCGAUUUCGAGUCGGAUGCCGGUCGUGCGCUGGACCUGGCUCUAGCGCUGAGGGAGCGGUUGUUCGGCGAGAGGGCGAGCCAUGGCAUGGUUGGAGGCUGCGUGGAUGCGGCCACUGGGGAGGUUCGAUUUCGUGUUGCGGAGAGCGACGGGUCCGAAAUGGUGGAGGUACAGGAGGUUGUGUGGGAGGAUGAGCCCGGGAGGUUGCUGCUGGAGAAGGGCUGCCUUCUGCGCUGCGAGCUGCCGCUGCAGCUGCCACUCUACAUCCCUUCUGAUGACAUGUCUGGCAUUAAAGCAAGGUUUUCUUCACUCAUUGAAUCUACGGCUGCUAACCUCAGAGAUCCUUGUGUCUCUUACCUAGUUGAAGGUCCAACUGCAACAUCUGACGGAUCCCGGAAGUCUGUUAUCUUACAUGGCAAUGAUUUGAAGUCUGUUUCCCAUCUACCCAAUCUAAGCGCAAAUGAGCGCAGUGCAAAAAUUGGAUCUUGUUCGGAAUUCUUACCAACAAAGAGGUACGACCUCUCCUUGACAAGAGAGAAUGCAGAUGUGAUUCAAAUAACUGUCUUAUCCAAUCAAUCGGUCAAUAGCUCAAAGGCUGGUGCCCCUAUCCCUGUGGUAAAGUACUUUCCAGCACCACCAUCAACUACCCUGAGAGUAAUCAACUUGAAGCUAGAUAUACUAUGCUACACUUCUAUAGAUGUUCCUGUAGCAGCUGCUGUAUCUGAGCUUGUUAUUCCGGGAUUAGCUGAUCAGCUAAGCAUUAUGAGGAAGGCUAUUGUAUCAGAGCUCCUAACUCAACAACCCCAGCUCUGUCCGUACCAUUUUAUUCCUCCUGGAUUGCUUAUUCCUGUAACAGCUAUAUAUGACACAAGAUAUGGGGAGAUUGAGGAAAAGCAAAGUGAAUUGAGAAGAAACUUGCACUGCAGGCUUGGUCUGCCCUUAGACCGUCCUUUAUUACGGAUUUCUAAUGCAGUAACUUUUGAUGGCAUCGGAGGGAGAGAUAAAAGCUCCUCAAGAAAUGGUUCCUCAUUGCUUCGAGAUGUUCACAGAGAAAUUCCAUCUAGUGGUGUAUCAGGAGGAAUUGUGUCGUUGAUUGACGGUUCAUAUGAGUACUACCAUUACCUCCAUGAUGGUAUUGAUGACAAUGGAUGGGGGUGUGCUUACCGUUCUCUACAAACAAUCAUGUCUUGGUACAGAUUGCAACAGUAUUCAUCUAUAAAUGUUCCUUCACACAGGGAGAUACAGAAAGUACUUGUUGAAAUUGGUGACAAGGAUCCAUCGUUUAUUGGAUCUCGUGAAUGGAUUGGAGCGAUUGAACUAAGCUUUGUGCUUGACAAACUGCUUGGUGCUAGUUGCAAGAUUAUUAACGUAAGAUCUGGUGAUGAGCUUCCUGAAAAAUGCAGAGAACUUGCAGUGCAUUUUGAAACCCAGGGGACUCCUGUGAUGAUUGGUGGUGGAGUCUUGGCUUACACCCUUCUGGGAGUUGAUUACAACGAAGCCAGUGGUGAUUGUGCUUUCCUCAUCCUUGAUCCACACUACACUGGUGCUGAUGACCUCAAGAAGAUUGUGAAUAGUGGAUGGUGCGGGUGGAAGAAGUCAGUCGACAACAAAGGUCGGAGCUUCUUCUUGAAGGACAAGUUCUACAACCUUCUUCUGCCCCAAAGGCCCAAUAUGGUGUGAGAACCGAGUAGUGUUAGAAGUUUUGAUGUAUGAAGGGCCAAAGAGUGCUCGAGCUUACUGAUCAAAGGGAGACAUAUACUAGACCACCUUUUUUGCGGGAUUUGGUUGGGGGUUUGUACAUCUCAUCUCAUAUAGAGAAACUGGAGGCUCUGUGGCACCUGCAUGUGUGCGGCCGUGCGGAUCUGUUAUUUUUGUUCAUUGGCGAGGGUGAUGACAUAAGCAUGGGUCUGUUUCAGGCACUGUGCUCUGACUUGAAGCUAGGCUGGCCCAUCUGGACUCUGUACUUCUACAUGUGUUUUUAUUCCAUUCCAACUCGCAGUUCAACCAAACACUACCUAAA
Messenger RNA from Brachypodium distachyon (stiff brome), 2355 nucleotides. Its product is annotated as probable Ufm1-specific protease. Bases 63 to 2015 code for a protein of 650 amino acids. NCBI's taxonomy places the organism in Eukaryota, Viridiplantae, Streptophyta, Magnoliopsida, Poales, Poaceae. The record is from RefSeq and is a predicted model, not a curated record. The transcript is spliced from 13 exons.